Akanthomyces muscarius is the source of this 816-nucleotide messenger RNA. RefSeq lists its product as uncharacterized. The record is from RefSeq and is a predicted model, not a curated record. Lineage: Eukaryota; Fungi; Ascomycota; Sordariomycetes; Hypocreales; Cordycipitaceae. Gene Ontology annotation, molecular function: oxidoreductase activity, acting on the CH-OH group of donors, NAD or NADP as acceptor. The transcript has a single exon. Bases 1 to 816 code for a protein of 271 amino acids.
AUGCCUAUCAAAGGACUACUGAAGGGCAAAACCGCACUGAUUACAGGGGGCACAACUGGCAUUGGUCGAGCGAUUUGCUUGCAAUAUCUGAAGCAAGGGGCGGAUGUGCUCGUCAACCACCUCGGUUUAGAAAAGGAUCAGGUCUUUUUGGACUCGCUGAUAGCGGAGGCCAAUAGAUUACGACAAGGGGACUCUGAAUCGGGUCUACUUGCGCACGAGAUCGGUGACGUGCGGCAUCAAGAGACGGCGACCAAAUUAGUUGCCGCUACUGUACAGCACUCUCGCGACGGCCGUCUGGAUAUUUGCGUUAGCAAUGCAGGGGUCUGCACAUUUGCUGAUUUCCUAACACUCUCGCCGGAUCUUUUUGAAAUGACAGCCAGGACGAAUCUGGAUGGGGCAUUCUACAUUACUCAAGCGGCAGCUCGACAGAUGGCUCUUCAUCAGGAACCAUCGGGUGGCAGCAUCAUUGGAAUGUCCUCCAUCUCCGCUUUGGUUGGAGGAAGCCUUCAAACUCACUACACUCCCACAAAAGCCGGUGUCACUAGCCUCAUGCAGAGCACGGCGGUGGCUUUGGGUAAAUAUGGUAUCCGGUGCAAUGCGCUUCUGCCAGGAACUAUCCGCACCCAGCUAAAUGAAGAUGAUCUUGCCGAUGAUGGCAAGAGAACAUACAUGGAAGGGCGCAUUCCCCUUGGUCGCACUGGAAUCCCAGAUGACAUGGCAGGCCCUGCCGUCUUCCUCGCUUGCGACGAGUUGAGUGCCUACGUGACGGGCGCUCAAUUGCUUGUCGACGGUGGUCUCUACGUGAAUCUACAAUGA